AUGAACUCACAGCCAACUCCCCUGCUCUGCAUCACCACUCUGUUCUUACUUCUCCUCACUACUACACACACUUCCUCGGCCGACCCUGAACCGCUGCAGGACUUCUGCGUGGCGGACCUACAAUCCACCACAACCAUCAACGGUAAAUUUCCGACAGGCUUCCCUUGCAAGCCCGCGUCGCAGGUAACCUCCGACGACUUCUUCUUCUCCGGGUUCACGAACGAGGCGAACACGUCGUCCAACGACUUCGGCUCGUUCGUGACCCCGGGCAACGUCGAGGCCUUCCCGGGGCUCAACACCCUGGGGAUCUCGAUGAACCGGGUCGACAUCGCGCCCGGCGGAAUCAACCCUCCCCACCACCACCCGCGGGCCAGCGAGGCCGGGGUGGUGGUCCAGGGGCAGGUCCUGGUCGGGUUCGUGACCACGGCCGGGGUGUACCACUCGAGGGUGCUGGCUGCGAGCGAGAUGUUUGUGAUCCCCAGAGGUUUGGUUCAUUUUCAGCUGAAUGUUGGGAUUGAGAAGGCAAUUUUGAUCACUUCGUUUAAUAGCCAGCUGCCUGGUUCUGUGGUUGCUCCCUUGGCGCUGUUUGCUGCUGAGCCUUCUGUUCCUGACAGAGUGCUGGCCAAAUCGUUCCUUGUUGGGGAGGAUGUUGUUAGAAGCAUCAAGGCUAAGUUCAUCAGGUGA
Linum tenue is the source of this 684-nucleotide messenger RNA. Lineage: Eukaryota; Viridiplantae; Streptophyta; Magnoliopsida; Malpighiales; Linaceae. The record is from the annotation of a GenBank genome assembly.